ACUGUAUUACCGACAGCUUUACGGUAGGAGCGCGGCCACUGAGGAUGUGCGUGAGUCGCCGUGGUCUUUUCAUCUCCUCAGAGCGCGCAUUCGGGCUUCAAGAUGAUUUUAAAAGAGCUCUAGCUGUGUGGUUUUUUGUUGUUGUUGUUGUUGCUGUUUUCACCACACACGCCGCUGAAUUAAACCGUAAAGAGAUGCGCUCAGAUAAAGGCGGAUACAUUGUCCGGACACCGCGACAGGAGGAGAGGAGCAUGUAACCGGGAGAAACGCACCGGCGGCACCACCACCUGACACUUCCCCCCUGUGUCUCCUCACGAUUUUCCUCGUAUUUUGAGGCGCCUGGAUGUGUUGAGUGAAUUCUUGUCGUUGGGUUUGGAUUUAAUCUACAGCAAAAUGAGCGAGGAAGUGUCAGAGGUCCCCAAAGAGCUUCUGGAGAGCGUGAGGGAUGCGGUGGGGAGGAAGGUGAAGUUGUCUCUGAGGAAGAGAGUCAAACUGGAGAUCAAAGGAGACAAGAUGGAGAACAGAGUCCUGGCCCUGGCGUCUCACCGAGCCUACCUCUUGACGGCACGCAUUCCCACCAAGGUGGAACACGCCUUUAAUUAUCUGGAGAUCCAGGGGAUUGCUUGCAACAAGCCAACACAGCUGUUCAUAGAGUAUGAGCGCGGCUCGUUCUCCCUGAAACUUCCUUCCACGGAGGAGGUGAAUGAUGUGGUGGCUCACAUAGGAAACUGUCUGCAGAGGAUAUGUCCUGGUCUACCGCCCAGUAAAGUUAUGAAGAAGCUUUGCAUGGAGCCUCCGGACAGGCUGAUCUCUCUGCAGAAUCUGUGGGAGAACAACAAGCCUGCUGAGCCUGGGCCCUGUGGUGGGUUUUCUCAGAUGUACAGAUGUGUGUGUGACUGGCUGGGGCUGCCUUACAGAGAAGAGGUGCAGUGGGAUGUAGACACCAUCUAUUUGACGCAAGACACUAGAGAGCUCAACCUGCAGGAUUUCAGUCAUCUGGAGAACAGGGAUCUGGUGGCUAUAAUCGCAGUCCUGGAGUUUAACCAGUGGUUCACCAAGCUCUCCACAAAGGAUUACAAACUGUCUGCAGAUGUGUGCGAACAGAUCCUCCGGGUGGUGUCUCGGUCCAGUCGGCUGGAAGAGUUGGUUCUGGACAACGCGGGACUCAAAACUGAUUUUGCCCAGAAGUUAGCUGCUGCACUGUCCCACAACCCCAGCUCAGGACUCACCACCAUUAAUCUUGCCAACAACCCCCUGGAGGACAGAGGUGUUUCCUCUCUGGGUGCUCAGUUUGCCAAACUCUGUAUGGGGCUCAAGCAUUUAAACUUUUCCAAAACCUCACUGUCACCUAAAGGGGUGAAUAGCCUUUGCCAGUCACUGAGUGCCAACCCAUCCAUCUCCAGCAGCCUCGUCCAUCUGGACCUCUCAGGGAAUAUGCUCCGAGGAGACGACAUGCAGCAUUUCUACCACUUCCUGGCUCAACCCAACAGCUUGGCAACCCUUGAUCUCUCCAACACUGACUGCUCACUGGACCAGGUUUGCUCAGCUCUGCUGCGAGGCUCGGCCCAGCACCUCUCUGUUCUCAACGUGUCAAAGAGUGUCUUCCCUCACAGGAAAGGCAAAGAGGUGCCUCCCUCAUUUAAACAUUUCUUCAGCAGUGCCAUAUCUCUCAGUUCCAUCAACGUGUCAGGAACCAAGCUGCCCCCAGAGGCCCUCAAAGCGCUCCUGCUCGGCCUGGCCAGUAACCCUAAUCUGAAGGAUGUGUCUCUGGACCUCAGCUGCUGUGAGCUUGGCCAUUGUCUGCGGUCUGGAGGUUCUCAGAUCCUUGAAGGUUGUAUCGCUGAGAUCCCAAACAUCUCCAGUCUAGAUAUCUCUGAUAAUGGCCUGGACUCAGAGCUGUCCACUCUGCUCGUUUGGUUAGCCAAGAACCGCUCCAUCAAACAUCUCUCGCUGGGCAAGAACUUCAACAACAUCAAAUCCAAAAACCUCGCUCCAGUAUUGGACAGCCUGGUUCACAUGAUUCAAGAGGAGGAGUCGCCCCUCACCUCUCUGUCUCUAGCAGACUCCAGGCUCAAGAGCGAUCUCACCAUCGUCCUCAACGCCCUCGGCAGCAACUCCUCGCUCACCAGGCUCGACAUCAGCGGCAACGCCAUGGGCGACAUGGGAGCCAAGAUGUUGGCCAAGGCGCUUCAGAUCAACUCUAAACUCAGGACUGUGAUGUGGGAUAAGAACAACACCAGCCCUCAGGGUCUGCAGGAUGUCGCAGCCGCUCUGGAGAAGAACUUCACCAUGCGUUUCAUGCCCAUCCCCAUCAUCGAUGCCUCCCAGGCUUUGAAGGCAAGCCCAGAGAAAACAGAGGAUGCCUUGCUAAAGAUUGAGAAUUAUUUGUACAGAAACCACGAAACUCGGAAAUAUUUACAGGAACAGGCUUAUCGGCUCCAGCAGGGCAUCGUGACCACAACCACACAGCAGAUGAUCGACAGGAUUUGUGUGAAGGUGCAGGACCACCUGAACUCUCUGAGGAAUUCGGAGACGGACGUUGUCUUGGAGGAUGUCAGGUCGGCAGAGAACCUCAUCAAAGACGCCAGGAACUCUAAAACGCUGCUCCCCAACCUCUACCACCUUGGAUCAGCAUCCAGGGAGGAGGUGAACAGUUCAUCAGUGGGUCCAAUCCAGGAGAAACUGGAGUCCAUGGCCGGGGAGGUGACUUCUGUCAUGGACCAACAACUACAGACUCUGUUGGAGUCCAUGGUGAAUGCAGCAGAGUUGCUUUGUCCCCAUGUGAUGAAGAGGAGCAAUCUUCGUCCAGAGCUGAUAAAGGCCAGCUCAGCCAAGAUGGUCGUACCUAAAAGCUUUGUCACCAAAACCCUCCUGGAGCAGUCUGGGGUUGAUAUCAUCAACAAGAUCAGCGAGGUGAAACUGAGUCUAGCGUCCUUCCUGUCUGAUCGAAUCGUUGAUGAGAUAUUGGAGGCUCUUUCCACGUCACAGCUCACACUGGCAGAUCAUCUGGUACGUCGCGGUCGUCCCUUGCUACAGCAUGACUCGGUGGAUCUGGACGUCCCGGAGGAGAAGAUUCCUAAACGUGCAUCAACUGAGAUACUGGAGGCUGAGAGGCUUGAGGAUCUGGAAACAUGCAUGACUCUGUGCUGCACCAGUAUGACUCCUAAAUCCAAAAGGAAAAGCAUUCAUAGCAGAAUGCUGCGGCCGGUGUCUCGUGCCUUUGAGAUGGAGUUUGACCUAGACAAGGCCCUGGAGGACGUCCCUAUCCACAUUGAGGACACUUCAGCCUCGUCUCAGACUCCAUCCACUCCGUCUUUGGUCCCGCUCAAACUGGACCGAUGUCCUCCAGGAGUGAUGGUAGAGCUGCCGUCUGAGGAAGAAAAAAAGCUGCAGCACUUCACCAAACUACGACCCCGGAGGAACAAGAAAAAAAAUUCCAGCAAAGUACCUCAAAUCAGCAGCACGUCAUCUCAAGACGGGGAACAGAACGGCCUCAUGGGAAGGGUGGACGAGGGUGUAGAUGAGUUCUUCUCGAAAAAAGUCACCAAGAUGGAGUCCAAACGUUCUCUGAAAAGUUCAGAAUCCCAGGAUGGAGAGAAAAAGAAGAGCAAAGGAGGAUUUCUAAACCUCAUUAAACGAUCCUCCAAAUCUGAUAAGUCAGACAAAUCGGACAAGUCAGAGAAGAACCAGGCAGCUCCGACGCCCCCUGUUUCAUCCUCAGCCUCCGCAGCCGCCGCACCAGCAUCCACCAUCCCAGAGGAGCCCUCCUCUCCGAAGGUGGCAGUUAGGAGCCCAGCACCUGAGCCGAAGUCAAGAGACGCCUCCAGCCGCUCACAGCCCACAGACUACAGCAGCAGCUCAGACCGCUCGGAGGAGCUGAGGACUCCAGACUCCAUAGACGAACCAUGGGAGGUUUCAGACGGCAGGGGAAGUCCUCAGGGAGGGAAGCGGUACCCUGGGCUGCAGAUGAUGGGCAGCGGCCUGCUGGCAGAGAUGAAGGCCAAACAGGAAAGGAGAGCACACAAGUCUUCCAGCCCUGACAGACCUGACAGCAAUUCAACAGCAGCCAAGCCCCAGCACAACACUCCAGAGAGCAGGUCUCCCAGUGGCUCCAUUAACAAAUCAGAGCCUGCUUCUCCGGAAAAGACCUCACCGCGCGUUGAGACCAAGCCCGAACCAAACCCUCGCCUCAGAGCUACAUCUUCCUCGAGUUCUCCUGGAGGCCCAGUGAGCCCCAAACCACCGGUGCCACAGGGGACAAAGCCAGCCCUGGCUGCUCGACCCACCAUCCCACAAAAGCCGAGGACCACCAGUGGCAGCAGGAGCAUCGACGAGGCCUCAGAUUCCCCCAGCGGUGGCAGUGUGUCUCCUAAACUUCUCCCUCCCACACUGAAGAGGGACAAAGACAAGGAGUCGGGAGUCUCCACCAACAAAACCACUCAGGAAGGGAGGGCAUCGUCGGACUCUUCUCAACGAUCCAGCCCUCUCAGCUCCAACUCUGAAGAUCAUGGCUCCUUAAAGACCAAGGAGAAAGGCUCAAACCCAGCCAAGGACAAGGCAACAGGCAAAAAGUCGUCAGACUCUGGGGAGGAGGCAGACAAAGACUUUAUUUUAAUAUAAGUAAGACAAGUUUACAGCAAAGGCCUGCAGAUAACCCCCUCAUUUCCCUUUAGAAAAAGCACCUAAUGAGGGGAAAAUGUUACGACUUCAUUUAUAAGUUUGUACCUGUUGGUCCUGUCUGACCACAAAGUACAAGUCAGGCCUGGUUUGCAGGAAUUCCUGCCAUAAUUUCGUUGAUGGGUAUUAACACGUAGGUCAUUACGCCUCGUAACCAAACUGUGCUAAAUCUCAGAAGAGCUUCCUUCUCACAAACAGCCUUUUCUCUAGAUCUGCUAUCAGCCCUGUUCUUACUCCGCUGUCAGGUAAAAAUCUCAUGUCUCUGUUAGAAUCGACAUUUGGGGGGUUGGUCGAGGACGAUUAAGAUUAUUCACCCAAUGAAUGACACAGCCUCAAUCUACGUUUACCACUGAAACGGAGCAGAGACACCAUGAAACUGAGUGUACAUCUAAAAUCACCUCCUUUUACUAACAGACUAAAGUCUUUUUACUUUACGUUUGUUGCCGUAGCUUGUCUCCCAGGGACCAAACACACACUAACAAUUAUACCAGGAUUAAUGUACUGUACUUGAAGUCAAACAUAGAACCAGACCAGGACCCCGUGGCAUAUUUUUUCUUCAAUAUAUUUGUAUAGAUUUUACUAUAUUCUAUUUUCAGUACGUUUUUCCAGGCUGCAGACCUAACCGAAUCAUUUAUGCAAUACAUCGGUUUUUUUUGUUUUUUUUUUACAGGAAUAUACAGGUUGCAGCUGAGAAUCUCAGCACAGACAUGAAUCUGUAAUAUAUUGAUGUAGCUUGCCAAACGCGACAGCUCUGAGUUAUUCGCUGAAGAACAUAAACAUGUUUAUGUGUUGAGAGGACUGUGGUACACAUUAACUUCACGGAUAAUCAAAUGGCUUCAGCACUGUUAACUAACACUGUUCUGUGUAUUUAGACACUGUGGAAAACAUUUAUUUUCUGCUGUUUAUGGUGAGAGUAGAGGUUAUGUCAUUAAAGUGCAAUACAGAUUGGGACUGUAAACAUUUUGGGCCACAUUCUGUGUUGUUUAGUUCGAUCAAGUUUUAGUAAUUUACUUCUCCUGAAGACAGAUUUAUCUUCACAUCCCACCACACACUAAUGUCAUAUAUUGGCCACUUUUCCACCCCAGGAAUACCCCCCAGGAACUAGGAACCUUUGGAGGUACUCCACCUCUGCCUGGCUUCCCACCUUAGAGAUCAGAGUCUCAGAGUUAAGUUAGGUUAAAUUAGUUUAACCUCAAAAGGUCCCCUCUCAGGGGUUAGUGCUUUUCAUCAUUACAGGAACUUUGAUGUGUUGUGGCUUACAGCGCUGAACAUUUCUCAUCAGUUAAGGACAUCACUUUAUUAGAGACUGUAGCUGUACGGUUUGUUGUGCUUUGAUACAAGAACACAGUGUUGCAUAGGGAGAAGUACAAUGACCCCAUUUGUAAAGCAGUUAAAUCACAAUCAGUGCAGCUUCAGUCUCCUCCAUGUUUACUAUUGUUGCAGUGCUGCAUGAAGGAAAAUUAUCUUUGUCUGGCUCUUUAUACUGUACGUCACUAUAGCUGUUGUAUAUGCAUUACUGCCACCUGGUGGAGUAGUGCAGGUUAGUGUGUUAUUGAGUCAUGCAACCAAAAAAAUUUAAAAAAUGAUGUCAAAGGACUAAUUUCACACAGACAACGGUUGGAGGAACCUUUAAGUUCCUGGGACAGUUUUUGGUGGAAAUGUGGCUACAGAUUAAUAUUCCCCUGGUGUGCUAAAUGACGGCAGUGAGCUUUGAAGGUAAUAAUUACAGUAGAAUAAGAGAUCUUUACCAUUGAAUUCAUCAGUUAUUUGUAUGAAACCAGGAUGCAGAGGGAACUCCAGCGUUCAAACUCUUUUGUUCACUUUCACUUCUUUCCAUAUGGGAUACCGCAUUCCUUCUAUAUUCUGUAUAUUAAAGAACAAGGCCCAUUAAAUGGCAACCAUGUUGCCUGUAGUGAAAGUGAAUUAAGGGUAGUUGUGUUUUUCUCACAUGGACCUUGGGGCUACACUGUAUGUAAAACCUGAAUUCUUCACAUCAACACACAUCUCAGGCCAGUUACUCUGUUUUUUCUCUUGUAAGAGCAACAAACGCUGUUUUCAUACCACGAUACAGUUUGCAGCAUAACUCUUGUAAUUCAGUUCAAAAGUUGUCAAUAAUGAGAUCUCGUACAGCUGUCUAAGAUUUGUACCCUGAAUAUGUUUGCAUGUAUUUUUUACAAACACUGAAUAUUAAGUGUAGGACUCAGAUUUGACCGUGAUGUUAUCUGAAUUACUAUUUUUCCAAUUUGACUUGAAAACACAAACAGCAAAACAAAUAUCUUAAGGAAAAUACCCCAAAUGUAUUAGAUAUGGUGCUCUGUUCUUAGUUCACUGUAUUAAGCCUUUAUACAGCCUCAUCUGCAACUUUCCCAAGUUCUGCAAAUCACACAAUGUGAAGGAGAUGCAGCAUUAUACUUCACUAGCAACUGUAUGUGACAUCAAUUAAUUUUCUUGUAUCAACGUAAACCACUGGUUUUACUUUAAACGUGCCAAACUGUCCUUCAGCGUUGAUCAAAAUGUGCACUAGACGUUGGUUCUCGGUAUGCGCAGUGUGAAAGGAACAAAGCCUUGUACUGUACAAGAGCCUAAUUCAAGUCAGGCCCAAAGGUCUUAAUGGUGCACCUUUCCUACAUUACACUGUCUAUUGAUGUCUUUUUUGUGGGGUUACAAUUAGAUUUAGCUUCUUUGUCACUAAUCAUGAAUUACAAAAAACACUUCCGCUGCUGUAUAUAGUUAAUCCGUCGACAUCAUCAGCAUCACUUCCCGUCUCAAACACGCGGCUACUUUGCAAUAACUUCAUAGCAAACGCGCGUGGCUGGUUUCCUCUGCUUUGUGAAAACCACUUUGCUGACGCAGGGAAAUUAUCUGGACACUCUUUUUGCUUUCUGCGUGAUAUUUCCAAAGCAACGGUUUGUGUUGCAUUGUGUGAAACACUAAUAAUAACUUCUGGCUCUUUCCAGAAGGCGAGCAUCCCCUUGGUUUCUGUUGGAGAAACAGGAGCACGACGAGUCUGUGUAUGUGUGUGACUGCAUGAUGUGUGAGUUUUACUAUAUGUAUAUAUGUGCUUUCAUACCUGUGUAGGUGUGUAUAUAUAUGUAUGUGUGGCAUAUGCACAUGUAAUAUACACACGCCUAUACGGAAACAGCAAAUCCUAUAUUGUUUUGGUACUAAGUACACUACCAUACUAAGGGUUUGUUUCUAACUUAUUUGAAAUAAAAAAAAGGCAACAGUGGCUGGUCUUGAUCCCUUUGUUGGUUUUCCUCUCACGUGUAUAUUCUGUUCAUAAAUGUAGAAAUUGAUUUUAAAUUUGUAUGUAUUAAGUUGUUAUUAUAUGUAGUUGUUUUACUUUCAUCAUGAUUUAGAAAAUAAAUGACAAAAUUUGUGACUGAACUUGAGCUGGGGAGAGGGGAAAAAUACUGCAUAAAUUCAAAUACAUCAAAUAGGUUUGCUCAUUUCACCAGUCUUGAUACAUGAUUUGUCGCAUUUUGUCAUGGAUCGGUAUGUUUCACUGCUACGUCUAGUUCUUCAAUGCAAAUAUUAACAUUGAUUAAAAUAAUUUUCCAGGCUAAAA
This is a messenger RNA of Mugil cephalus (flathead mullet), 8245 nucleotides long. Its product is annotated as F-actin-uncapping protein LRRC16A-like. Gene Ontology annotation, biological process: regulation of Arp2/3 complex-mediated actin nucleation; cell migration. NCBI's taxonomy places the organism in Eukaryota, Metazoa, Chordata, Actinopteri, Mugiliformes, Mugilidae. The transcript has 40 exons. Gene Ontology annotation, cellular component: plasma membrane; lamellipodium. Gene Ontology annotation, molecular function: protein binding. The record is from RefSeq and is a predicted model, not a curated record. Bases 394 to 4620 code for a protein of 1408 amino acids.